Bombina bombina (fire-bellied toad) is the source of this 3297-nucleotide messenger RNA. It is a transcript of the gene TGFBRAP1, whose product is annotated as transforming growth factor beta receptor associated protein 1. The record is from RefSeq and is a predicted model, not a curated record. Gene Ontology annotation, biological process: autophagy; endosomal vesicle fusion; intracellular protein transport. Gene Ontology annotation, cellular component: cytoplasm; membrane. The transcript has 12 exons. The coding region runs from base 112 to 2724 and encodes 870 amino acids. Lineage: Eukaryota; Metazoa; Chordata; Amphibia; Anura; Bombinatoridae.
CACGUGUUUAGACAGCUCCUCCUCUCCCGGAGUCAGUGACUGUGGCACGGAGGAGGCCCCGGGCAGCCACUGCACUGUCAGGACACCCUGGGGCUCCACCUGGAUUUUGCCAUGAGUGUGCAGGCAUUUCGGCUGGUUUGUGCACUGGGGCGGGAUCAGCUUCCCACAGGAAGCCAAAUUGAGUGCCUGGAGUGCUGUGGCCAUGAUUUGUACCUGGGCACCACUGACUGCUGUAUCCAUCACCUCCUUCUAGUAGAAGAACACAGCGAUGAGCUUACAGGCUCAUCCAUUUCUCAUCAGGUGGAUCAGCCUAAUGCCAGCUUCACUACUACCCAGCAAAAGCAACGUCAGCUAGGGCUGAAAAAGCCAGUAUGUGAAGUCCGGGCUGCUUCAGCUCUGGGCAGACUAUUGGUUUUGUGUGACAACACUAUCACUUUGCUCUGCAGUGACUCUCUAGAGCCUGUGCCAGGAGCCAAGAUAAGGGGGGCCCUUAGCUUUACUAUUAAUGAGAACCCUGUGAGUGGAGACCCAUUUAGUGUGGAGGUCUGUCUCAUAUCUUCCAAAAGACGCACAGUUCAGAUCUUCAGUGUUGGGCAGGAGCGGGCACAGCUCAUACGGGAAGUUGCAACACCAGAGCAGCCUUGUGCUUUAGCAGCUGAUGGACACUACUUGUGCCUGGCACUUAGCAGUCGUUAUAUCACCUUCAACUAUAAUACAGGACACAGUCAAGACCUUUUUCCAUAUCCUAGCGAGCAGAAGCGACCAAUCAUAAAGAGGAUCAGCAGGCAGGAGUUUCUUCUGGCUGGGCCCGGAGGUUUAGGUAUGUUUGCAACAGUAGCAGGAAUCUCCCAACAUGCUCCAGUCCGCUGGUCUGAGAAUGUGAUUGGAGCUGCAGUGUCCUUCCCAUACGUUUUAGCUCUAGACGAAGAAUUCAUCACGGUGCACAGCAUGCUGGACCAGCAGAAAAAGCAAACUCUUCCUUUUAAGGAAGGUCUCAUACUACAGGACUUUGAAGGAAGGGUGAUAGUAGCUACUGCCACUGGGGUGUAUAUUUUAAUCCCUUUACCAUUGGAAAAACAGAUACGGGAUCUUCUGUCAAAUCAGAGGGUAGAGGAAGCUUUAAUUCUGGCCAAAGGAGCCAGGCGGAACAUUCCAAAAGAAAAAUUUCAGGUAAUGUACAGAAGAAUUCAGCAGCAGGCUGGAUUUAUACAGUUUGCACAACUUCAAUUUCUGGAAGCAAAAGAAUUAUUCAGAAGCAGCCACCUUGACAUCCGUGAGCUAAUCUCCCUUUACCCUCUCCUGCUGCCAUCCACUUCUGCCUUCAUUCGCACCCACCCACCCCUCCACGAGUAUGCUGACCUCAACCAGCUCACUCGAGGUGACCAGGAAAAGGUGGCUAAGUGCAAGAGCUUCCUUAUGAGUUAUCUAAGUGAAAUCCGUAGCACAGAAGUAGCAAAUGGUUUCCAUGAAGAAGUGGACACGGCCCUACUCAAGUUAUAUGCAGAAGCUGAUCAUGAAAGCCUACUGGACUUGCUGGUCUCCGAUAACGCCUGUCACGUGGCUGAAAGUGCAGCUUGGCUGGAAAAGCACAAAAAAUAUUUUGCACUUGGUCUUUUGUAUCACCACAACAAACAGGAUUCAGAAGCACUUCAGAUAUGGAUGAGAAUCGUGAACGGUGAUCUGGAAGACAAAACACGCUCAGACCUCUUUGAAUAUAUAGUGGACUUCCUGACCUUCUCCACAGACGCCCAGCUUGUUCAACAGUAUACAGACUGGGUUUUACAGAAAAGUGAGCAGAUUGGGGUCAAGGUUUUUACAAAGAGAUCUACAGAACAGCUGCAAACUAUGUUUUCUCCAGAUAACGUUAUUGCACUUCUCAGCAAAUAUCCAACUGCCUUACGGAUAUACUUGGAAUAUUUGGUGCUUGAGAGGAAGAUACAGAAGGAAAAAUACCACACCCAUUUAGCUGUGUUGUACCUUGACGAGAUCCUUCGCUUCAAGUCUGGAACCUUAGCAGAGAGCUCAAAACUAGAAGAUUUGCGCAACAAGCUACAGAACCUACUAAGACAGUCAGACCUUUAUAGGGUCCUGAUGCUGAUAGAUAGAAUUAAAGGGACAGACCUGUACCUAGAGAGGGCAAUACUGCAUGGGAAACUGGAGGAGCAUGACCAGGCACUGGAUAUUUUAGUUCACCAGUUGAAAGAUUUUGCUGCUGCAGAAAGUUACUGUGUGUGGAAGUCAGGAGGCAAGGACACUAUCUACCGCCAGAGACUGUUCCAGCUGCUACUCUCCGCCUACCUCAAACCGGCCUCUCCAGACAAUGCGCUGCUGGUGGCUGCUGUGGAUCUGUUAAAUAACCACCCUGCAGAAUUUGAUGCUGCCAGCGUUUUGCCUCUACUGCCAGAGAACUGGUCGGUACAGCUUCUAUCUCCUUUUUUGGCUGGAACCAUGAGGGAACACGUCCAUGCUGUGAGGAUGUCCAAGGUGGCACUAGGCUUGGCAAGAGCAGAAAAUCUCAUCUACAAGCAUGAAAAGGUGAAGAUGAAGGAAAAACCGGUCAUCCUGUCUGAAAAAAAGUUUUGCCAUAUAUGCCGUAACCCUUUCAAAGAGCCGACAUUUGUCAGGCACCCCAGCGGCCAUAUUGUUCAUACUCACUGUGCUACAAACCACCACAUCAACAGUAGUGUCUCUGGUCAUUUACCCAACCCUGGUAAAAGAACUUGAAGAUAAUGGUGAACCCAGAUGUUUCUACUAACUUUCUAUGAUAGAACUUCUAUGGAUUAUGAUUUUCUGUGGAUGACAUUGGUGGCUUCAGUCCAAAGGAAUGUGAAAAACGUGCACUUACCUGUACAUGUCUGAGUAAAUUAUAUGAACAUUUUAUGAAGCAGGAAAAAUAUGCAUUGACAUGGUGGUUAGCCACAAUAAAACUCAAAGUGGAUAUGUGUCUUCAAGCAGUUAUAAGAUCAACACAGUCCUGAAAGGGAUUAGAAACAUUCAGCUACUGUUAUAUUUACAUGACUGAAACUUAGCUUUUUUUGCAAUUUUUUUAAACUAUUUGCACUGAGGAUAUUUUGCAUAUAAUGUGAUGGGAAUGUACAAAUAGACUCAAGAGUUGGUGUCUGCAUCAGCAGAAGUAUGCUGUAGUCAAUGACUUGUAGUAAUCUAAUGUUGUAGAUAUAGCUAGUGUCUGUCUGUGCGCCUGAUAAACUAUGGCUGGAUCUUUAUUGAUAUUUUUCAGUACAAAUCUUACACUAUGCCACUACACUCCAUUGUAACAAUUAAAUAAGUAAAAUCUUU